CAUCCUCCCUACAUCAACACAGACCUAUCCGUAUCGAAUCCAGUUGCAGAACCCUCCAGGGUCUUACUCUGCAACCAUGUCAUUCCCAUGCACAACUCGCGCACUGGCGCGAUCAUCCGCGUUCGCCUCGACUCGGCUCGCCGCAUCAUCUUUCGCUCCCCGCCCAUGCCCACAUUGCUCACGAGCCCUCUCAACAUCGACAACACACCGUCAGUCGUCUAAGCGGCAGAUGCAAACGGCGACUGCCUAUCAACCUUCGACACUCCAGCCUCCACCACCACCUCCACGGAACUUUGGUGUUCCGGACACUUCGAUAGCGGGCGACGCAUCCGAGGUAAAAUCUUGGACGCCAUCGCGUCUAGCUCCACAGCAGCAGAGCCAAGCAUCACAGCAGGAGAAAGCAAGUGUAAUUUUUCCGGAGAGUGAAGCGCAAAACACACGAGCUGCGCCGAUCAAGUCAGCUCGGCCCAGGAGAUACAACUUCGGACCCAGGAAGGCGACCAUCAAGAUCUCGCAGUCCGCUGUUGAACACCUACGCGACCUUCUGGAUCAGCCAGAGCCAAAGCUCAUUCGAAUUGGAACAAGGGCGAAAGGCUGUUCCGGUCUGGCAUAUCACCUGGAGUACACAGACAAGCCUUCAAAGCUGGACGAAGUGGUCGAGCAGGAUGGCGUCAAGGUCUUGAUCGACAAUAAGGCGUUGUUGAACAUCAUUGGUAGCGAAAUGGAUUGGCUAGAUGACAAGCUGAACCAGCGAUUCAUCUUCAAAAACCCAAACAUAACUGAGCAAUGUGGCUGUGGCGAGUCUUUCAGUGUAUCAUGAUACCCCUCUUUUCGUUAUGUACAGUAUUCAGCAUUGGGUGGCAUGACAAAGCAUUGCGUACGGCGUUGAACUGAGCAGGCACGGGCCUAUUUCUAUAGACUGCACUAGACAGUACAUAUGCAACCACAGACUACAGCUUCCCCGGCUCGUAGUCAAGUACUUUCACAUUCUCGAUAUGUGGUCCAGUUAACUUGACGAAAUCCUGAUGCGCAGGAUCUUCGCUCACGUAGUAGUCUCGGUCAUCUGCGCUCUCAAACUCUACUACAAAGCCAUGUGUAAAAGCACCCUCAUGGCCUUCAGGACUGUUGUUUCUCCCACCAGAGAAUGACUUGAUGUACGGCUUCUGAGAGCUUGCGCUCAAGCACUCAUCUUUCAAUGCAAGCAUACGACUGCACG
Molecule: messenger RNA, 1216 nt
Organism: Didymella exigua CBS 183.55
Lineage: Eukaryota; Fungi; Ascomycota; Dothideomycetes; Pleosporales; Didymellaceae
Exons: 3
Coding region: 77-820 (247 amino acids)
Biological process (GO): iron-sulfur cluster assembly
Cellular component (GO): cytoplasm; mitochondrion
Molecular function (GO): 2 iron, 2 sulfur cluster binding
Source: RefSeq, a predicted model, not a curated record